Molecule: messenger RNA, 960 nt
Organism: Symbiodinium natans
Lineage: Eukaryota; Dinophyceae; Suessiales; Symbiodiniaceae
Source: the annotation of a GenBank genome assembly
AUGUGGAACAUCCUCACCGACAAGGCCCCCUCCCCCGCAGACAACUCCAAGACGGAGUUGUCAGAGCUUGGGGCUUUGAAGCUGGAGCUGUUGGAGGAGUGGAGGAGUUUUCGCAUCGACCUUCUACGUGACGUUGCGCAGCUGAUGCAAGACCUGCAUUCGAAGGUGCCACAAGAGUCCUCGCUGGUUGCCUCGUUAUCAGAGGCCUCUCCAUCAGAGGAUGAGCCAAAGGACAAACCAUUCGAGGACAAGGCUGUGGAGCUACCCGGCAGUUGUCGGAGCACGAGCGAGAAUCUGUGGGAUGGCUUGUGGAGCAUCUUCGGUUUUCGGGAUCCUGGCGAAGAAGGCGAUUCUUGCACACAGGAUCUCACGGAACCUUCGACUGCGCGGGAGGCUGAGAUUCCGAUGGGCUGCCAAAGUGGAGCUUCAAAUGUCUCGGGAUCCUCGGCCAUUGGGUGGGAGCGGCUCUCUUCGCACGAGCGGCUGCAGAUCCUAAAGUUUCUGCCGGCUUUCGAGACCUGCAAGACUCGCGGUGUCUCGCGAGGCUUCGUAGAUACAAAGGACUUGGUUGCACAUCUGCAAAGCUUGGCGGACCUGGCCAGGACGGAUACUCUCUUGGCGUUUACGGCGAACAUGCGGCAGGAGUCAACGCUAACUUUGCCAGAGGAUGAGCCUUUGCUCAACGUCCACCUAGAUGAGAACAUGCUUGCGCGGCAAGACAGUUUCCGCUGCCUCUUGAAAUUCAGCGAUGUGUGGUUCCAGCAUGCCCCUCUAUCGAUGCACAUGAUGAUCAGGGAUCUGGCGGCGCUCGUGCGCUGGGAGGAGGCGGUUGAGCUGGACGAUCUGGAGGAUAUGACAUCGGCGGCAGAGAUGAAUCUUUUGCGCUGCGUCCUGGUGAAGAAAAAGGGCUUUCAGAUGUGGCUGGAGGCGCAAGGAAGGAUGGAAAACAACGCUGCGUGA